AAAAUAUUGAAGUCCUAGCUAAUGCCAACCGUCGGAUCACUGAUGUUAAUGUCCACAAUUGGAAGUGUAGGCCGCUUGACCAGAUCAAGCACGUGAUCGUCGAACCUGGCUAGAGAUCAUCCUGAUUCUACUCUCACCAGUUUCUCCUCUAGCACACUCUUCCUACCCUCUCGAACCCUAAUUCCGGAAAUCACUUGUGAGCUCCUCAUUCUUCCGUUCUGCGUCGAAUCUCAGGAAGGUGUGAUGCAGUUGGUCCUUUCAAGAGUGCUCAUGCAAGUCUUUGAAUUGGUCAUUUGAACAAUCUUGAAGAAAGUGGGAUCAGAAUAAAUGGAUUCAGUACCUGCUGAUCCAUCAGCAAAGUCUCCUGAGAGACAACCCACUGCUCCAGUAGAUUCCGGAUCAGAUACUUCUGUGCGUGAUGUUCCAUCUAAGCUGUCUUCUUGGGCUAGAAGUUUCAAAAUCCCUCAGCAGUUGACUACCACAGUCGACGAUUCCCCUACUGGAGGUGCUGGAAAAUCAACUUUUUCACGCUUCACAAGUGGUUUCGGGUUGCGGUCAUCUCCAAAAUCACCUCCGGCAGAUGAGGGUCAUGGACCUGAAGCGGCUUCUGGCUUCAUUGGAACAAUUACCAAAGGUUUAGUUGAUACAUCUAAGAAUGCAGUGAAAGUGGUACAAGUCAAGGCUCGGCAUGCUGUUUCUCAAAAUAAGAGGAGAUACCAGGACGGGGGAUUUGAUCUCGACAUGACCUAUAUCACUGAAAAUAUAAUUGCUAUGGGAUUUCCUGCUGGUGAUAUGAGUUCUGGUUUUUUUGGCUUUGUUGAGGGGUUCUACCGUAACCACAUGGAAGAAGUGAUAAAGUUUUUCGAAAUGCAUCACAAGGAUAAGUACAAAGUAUACAACCUUUGUUCUGAGAGGCUUUAUGACGCAUCAUUAUUUGAAGGAAAGGUGGCUAGUUUUCCGUUUGAUGACCACAACUGCCCCCCAAUUCAACUGAUAAUAUCAUUUUGUCAUAGUGCUUACUCAUGGUUGAAGGAAGAUAUUGAGAAUGUUGUGGUUGUCCAUUGCAAGGCUGGAAUGGCAAGGACAGGGCUCAUGAUUUCUAGCCUUCUUCUGUACUUAAAAUUCUUUCCUACAGCAGAAGAGUCCAUUGAUUACUACAAUCAAAAGAGAUGUUUUGAUGGAAAAGGACUUGUUCUACCCAGUCAAAUUAGAUAUGUGAAGUAUUUUGAGCGUACCUUGACAUACUUCAAUGGUGAAAACCAGCCUGGCCGAAGGUGCAUGCUGAGGGGAUUUCGGCUUCAUCGGUGCCCUUACUGGAUCAGGCCUGCUAUAACUGUUUCUGAUCAUAAUGGUGUUCUCUUUUCUACGAAAAAGCAUUCGAGGACCAAGGACUUGUCGCCAGAAGACUAUUGGUUCAGUGCGCCGAAGAAAGGAGUUAUGGUAUUUGCUCUCCCAGGGGAGCCCGGUCUGGCAGAGGUGGCUGGAGACUUCAAAGUCCAGUUUCAUGACCGCCAGGGAGAUUUUUACUUGUCUGUAUACCUCACCCUUUGGUUAAACACGACAAUGAUGGAAAACAGAAAAGUCCUAAACACGGGUGAUAUCGACGGUUUUGACAAGAGGAAACUUCCAUCACCAGGGUUUCAAGUUGAGGUGGUUCUAGUUGAUGCUAAUAAUACCACUGUUCUCCCAGUGCCCCUAAACACCCCCCAAGCAAAGUCCGACGGAGGAGGCUUGAGCACUGUUCCUACUACCUCACCCGAGACAGCUUCAGCACCAAGCACAACGGCCUCCUCGAUGCAAAGCAAAGACUCUGCACCAAACCCCGAUAAGGAUGAUGUCUUUUCAGACAGUGAAGCAGAGGAAUCGGUGUCUUGGAAGAGAAAAGGAGAUGAAGCGAGCGCAGCACCACAAGCUACUACUGCAGCCGAUGUAGGAUCUGUUGCCACGCCGGCUACUGCUAAAUCGGAUCAACAAGCUGCGAGUUUAACAAAAGCGACGGAACAGGUCUCUCUGGGGAAUGCAGCAUCCGAGAAACCGGUACACAUUAGUAAUCAGCCAAAGGGGGGAAAUGACACGGAGAGCGAGUUCAAGGCAAUGGCUGCUGAUGCAUCUGUGUUCACUUUUGGGGAUGGCGAAGACUAUGAUAGUGAAUGAAAUAAAUAAAAAAGGAGUAUGAUAAUCUCCUCUUUUCUUUCUGCACGGUUCUGUACAUAAUGGUUUAUGACAAGUUAUAGUAACUUGGUUCGUUGAUUCUGGAUUUAUUGGUCACCGUAAGCAAAAUGCGGACUUAAGAUGUAAGACUUCCCCUUUGCACCAGCUUGUGUGUAUUUGUUUCAUUGGAUUUUGGAAUAUAAUGUACAUAGUUCUAUUGAUGUACACCGUCCGUCUUAAUGAAAUCUUAGAAGCUUUUCUCCUGUUUUGAAGAGAAUGGAAGUCGUGGAUUUGUCCUCA
This is a messenger RNA of Linum tenue, 2451 nucleotides long. NCBI's taxonomy places the organism in Eukaryota, Viridiplantae, Streptophyta, Magnoliopsida, Malpighiales, Linaceae. The record is from the annotation of a GenBank genome assembly.